AUGAGGCCGCCGGUGGAGGUCUGCGUGUUUCUGCUCUCCCUCCUCGCUCCUGGAGUUUUGUACGCCAUGAACAACAUCCCCGCUCUUCAGGAGCCUCUUCCCAUCCUGGGAAUGGGGAUGGUGGUUCUAGGAUCGCUUCUUAUCCUGGUUCUUCUCACCGUGCGGCACAAAACUAAAGUGGAUCCAUUAUUUUAUGUGUUUGCAGAGUUUUCCUUCACAUGUAUGGUGGGCCUGACCAACGCCUUGGAGCAGGACGGAUUCAUCUCCGGCUUCAUGGGCUUCUAUCUGAAGAUGGGUGAGCCUCAUCUGAGUACUGCCUACGCCGUCAUGAUGUCUUACUGGGAGGGCGUCGUGCACUUCAUCCUCUUCCUCACCAUAAUCCACCGAAUGUUCACAGGGAAGUCUUACCGCAGCCUGGGCCUGCUGUGGGCCGGUUCAUCCAUCGCACAUCAGGUUGUCCACAUCCCAGGAGUCGUUAUUGGGAAGUAUGGGUCCAACAUUCGGCCGGCCUUCUGGAGGAACGUGCCCUUCUUUUUGGUUCCUUUCUGGGCAGCGUUCCUGCUCUUCAGCCGACCGAGAGAGAUGCCCAUCGUCACAGCAGACAAGAUUGCUUCAGAGCAGAAGAAAAGUCUGCUGUCUCGACCCAUCGACCUGCUCCUGUCGCUGCUCUUACUGGGAGCCGCAGCCUUCUGCGCCUUCAGAGGCUUUGUGGUGCUGGACUGUCCCAUGGACAGGUGUUUCACCUACAUCUAUCAGUACGAGCCGUACCUCAAAGACCCGGUCGGCUUCCCCCGGGUUACGAUGUUGGUGUACCUGUUCUACGCUCUGCCCCUGCUGACCGUGCUGGUCUGCGGUCUGAACACACCGGGGUGCAGCUGGAUGUUGGACUGGACCGUGUUCUUGGCGGGCGCCAUGCUCCAGGCCCAGUGGUGCCAUAUCGGAGCAUCUCUGCACUCCCGCACUCCUUUCACGUACCGAGUCCCGGCAGACAAAUGGCGGCCUGUUAUCGGCCUCAACGUGCUGCUGGCUGCCGCGCCGGCUUUACUGGCCCUGCGCUGCCACGCCAGCCCCGCUUAUUUUAUGAAGCCCGUUCCCAAGGGACAGGCCAACAACAAGAAGAAGAGGAACUAG
This is a messenger RNA of Salarias fasciatus (jewelled blenny), 1131 nucleotides long. RefSeq names its product transmembrane 6 superfamily member 2-like. NCBI's taxonomy places the organism in Eukaryota, Metazoa, Chordata, Actinopteri, Blenniiformes, Blenniidae. Bases 1 to 1131 code for a protein of 376 amino acids. The transcript is spliced from 10 exons. The record is from RefSeq and is a predicted model, not a curated record. Gene Ontology annotation, biological process: regulation of lipid metabolic process; lipid homeostasis. Gene Ontology annotation, cellular component: endoplasmic reticulum-Golgi intermediate compartment membrane; endoplasmic reticulum membrane.